Spodoptera littoralis (African cotton leafworm) is the source of this 1998-nucleotide messenger RNA. NCBI's taxonomy places the organism in Eukaryota, Metazoa, Arthropoda, Insecta, Lepidoptera, Noctuidae. The record is from the annotation of a GenBank genome assembly.
AUGUCGCGAUCAAGCUCCGUGGAGGAUUUACCUGAACAGUGUAAAGACCUGUUCACGCAGGAUGGGGUUCUUCUCAAAGCGUGCCUCGGUAGACCGGUCACAGACCUCAACUCCAUCGGGAUGCUCUGCAUCGUGCAGAACCAAGACAACAGCAAAACCAUCGAGUGGCGACCAAACGACCUGAUCACCAUCGAUUCUGACACACAAGACCAUGAAUGGGCGGUCGUCAAUACUAUUGGUAUUACAAUGUCUUUUGCUAAAGGUCGUCGUCAGCGCACAUUAAGCGGGAAUAUAACAUCAGACUACGCAACCGCCAGGGCUCGCAUCAUCAAAAUACCCAUCGAGGAACUUAAGACCUUCAGGGUUACGAGAAAUAACCAACAAAUGCAGUUUUCCACAAAGCCAGGAGUGUGGCAAACGACUUUUUACUUUCAACAUGGCAAUGCGGAAAUCUUCGUCGCGUAUCUAAAGAACCAUGUGAAAACUGCGAAGACGCGCCAUGAUAGAAACACAUACGUCGUUGUAGAACCGAAUAUAGAGUCCCAAGUACUGAAUAAGUCCUUUGCUGAACUGGAUAUAUUCACGGAGAAUACAACAGACGUUGUGUGGAAUUUGGUAUCGAACUUCAAACAGAGGCCUUAUGAGACCACUAUGGAGGCAUUUUCCAAACUCACUGACAUUGUGUACUACGGCAACGAAGGCGUGAACGGCAAGAGAGAUGUAUCAGAAGAAGUGGUGGACUUGUUGACGAAAAGUAUGAAUGCUAUGGAGGAGGCUACGACUGUGACCAAGAGUGACGAGUACGAAGUUAUCAGUGUCAAACCAACACUACCGCCUCGCCCCUCUAUACCUAGAGGAACACCACUGUCCCCAGAAAAGUGGUGGGCAUUACAAGAUACAGAGGGCAGGAUCACGGAAGUGGAAGGAGUGAAACAACUUAUAUUUAGAGGAGGUGUAGCCCACUCGAUAAGGCAGUGCGUAUGGAAAUACCUCCUAGAUUACCACCCGUGGCACAUGACGAGUGCAGAAUUAAAAACAUUGACUAAGAAGAAAACAGAAGAGUACUUCGCAAUGAAACUGCAAUGGAGAUCUAUGACUGAGGGGCAAGAAGCCAGGUUUUCAGAAUACAGAGACAGAAAGAGCUUAGUGGAAAAAGACGUCAAUCGAACUGACAGAACACAUCCAUUCUUCGCUGGAGACAACAAUCCUAACUUGGUCAUCCUGCAAGAUAUACUACUGACCUAUGUCAUGUAUAACUUCGACCUCGGAUAUGUGCAAGGCAUGUCCGAUAUAUUAGCGCCUUUGUUGUUGCUAAUAGGCAACGAAGUGGAUAGUUUCUGGUGCUUUGUAGGAUUCAUGGAUAAAAUUGCUUCAAACUUCGACAUGGACCAGGCUGGCAUGAAGCACCAACUCCUACAAUUACAACAACUGUUAACAUUCGCGAGCCCCGAGCUUGCCAACCACUUAGCGCAGAAAGAUUCUGGAAACAUGUACUUCUGUUUCCGAUGGCUCCUCGUAUGGUUCAAACGAGAAUUUUCACAUCGAGAUAUCAUGAGGCUAUGGGAAGUAUUAUGGACGUCGUUGCCAUGCGCAAACUUUCAUUUGUUAAUAUGUGUUGCCAUACUUGACGCGGAAAAAGAUAUUCUAAUCAGUAAAGAUUAUGGAUUUACUGAGAUAUUGAAGCACGUAAACGACCUAUCAAUGUGUUUGGACGUCGACAAAAUAUUGAGCACUGCUGAAGGAAUAUACCACCAAAUAAUGUCAGCGCCGCAUCUCACAGACCAAAUCCGGAUCAUCCUCGGUCUGCCACCUAUGAGCACCUCCACAUCAACGCACUCUGGGUCUGACGCACCCACGACAUCGAAGAGUGAAACAAAUGGUACGAAAGAGGACCAAAGGACGGGCAUGUUCGGUCAGGAUAUGGACGAAGAUACACUCGAAUAUAACGGAUUACAAAUAUGUAUUGUAACGAAAACUGUAUGGGCGUUGCUCGCGUAA